CGGCCUGUCUCAGUGAGUGAGUUUUCGUCCUGUUCGUUGGUUCGAUCUGCGCUAUCGCUGCGUUGGAGGAUUUGUCUUCUGGCUGCUUAAAAUUUUCAGCCGUUCCAGUGUGUGUGUGUGUGUGUUUAUUAUCCAGCAGAAUAAAUUAUUGGUGAACAGAAAAAAAGGUGAAAAACAGUGUUGCGAAGCGCUUGAACAGUGAACUUUGACUUUCCAGAAAGUCCGAAACUCCUUAUCGGUGGCAUCUUUGAGCCGAAGCAGCAAGAAGCAACCCAACAGCGAACCUCAUCGUGCGAAGAUGAACAUUCUGGUAAUAUCGUUUCUGGCGGUGGUGUCGCUGACAACCUUCCCGGCCGCCACGUACGGUACGCCGGCCGCUAGCAGUGGCGCGCACGAUCCGAAGAAAUCGGUCGCCGCCGCCGAAGCCGCCCUGCCGGUCAACGACAACGGACUGAAGGAGAUCUGGCAGGAGGACGACCGGGAGGUGCUGAUCCGCAACGAGCGCGGCACCAAGAACGGGGGCAGCGCGGCCGCCGGUAAGAAGAACCACAAGAAAGAGAAACUUUCCCCUUACAGCUCACACCAGCAGCACCAGGAGCAGCAGCACCACCAGCAGCAGCAGCAGCAGCCUGCAACCGGAGCUUCUGGCCGCAAGGGACAGAAAAAGGUGAAACCGACUGACGUGACCAGAUCGGAGCCGGCAGCGAACUCCCAGUGCCGCUACACCAAGGGACCGUGGACCGAGUGUGACGCCAAGUCCAACACACGUUCGCGAACCCUUUCGCUGAAAAAGGGCGAAUCGUCUUGCGUCCAGACCCGUACCAUCCAGAAGAAAUGCAAAAAAGCCUGCCGUUACGACAAGGGUGCCUGGUCCGACUGCGACAACAACGGACAGAUGUCCCGCACGGACAGCCUGAAGCAGACCAGCGAUGCCACCUGCCAGACGACGAGAGUGGUCAACAAAAACUGCAACCAGGGCAAGUCCAAAGACAAACAGAACAAACCACCGAAGGCCGAGAAGAAGGAGAAAGGUGUCCGCAAAAACCGCCAGUAAAUGCAUCACGAGCACGUGUGCCAAACAACACACUCAUCCCCUACGUUCUACAAUGUCUCAGUUUCUGAUCGGUGCUGCCGGUGCAGAUCCCGAUCCUUUCAUCCCCCGGCGCAAAGCAAACAACAGCAGCACAACAUCAUCGCCCAAUGUGGUUACAAUAAGCUACAAUCGUCUUCUUUAAAAUAAAUACAAAACGGAAAGGAGAGCGAGGGAAAGGAAUAGAUGGGGUUAAGAAAAGAAGAAGAAAAAAAAGCUGCCCAUCAAUCCCAAGGAAGGGGGAUCAAUCUGUCUCCAGACGCCCUCCUGCAGCAUCUCCGUUUUUUCACUUACUUAGUUGCGAUGGAAUAUAGCAGGAGGAAGCGAGUGUGCGUGUGUGUGUGUUUGAAUAAUUAGACUUACGGCGUAUGUGCGUGCGUAUGGUUCUUUUUUUGCCACGCCACCGUACCUCAGUUCCAUUUCCCUUUCAUCUUCUCUUCUUUCUGCGUGGGCGGUGCUGAGAUCGGUAGCGUUAUUUAUUAAGCAGAUUAGCAGAGAGACAGAGAAGCAUUAUAUCAUUCAUACGAACAGACACACACACACACACACACACACACACACUCACAACACAGAGCAUAGGAGCAACAUCAACAAGAAGCAUAACAGAUGUAAGCAUACAACAUAAACUAGGCAUUAGUGGCAAAUGGUUUACACCCGUAACAGGUUAGUUCGACGAUGUGCAGAUUAUUAAAUACUUGCAGUACAUUUAUCGGUACGAUUAUAAAGUGCCAACACACACACACAACACACAUUUCUCCAAAACUACUUACUGCUGCAACAGAGCCGUGGGCAGGGGUCGUCGGUUAUGGGAUAUUUCGAUAAUUUCUAGCAAAUAAUAAUAAACUGAACGUUUAAACACCGACACUUUCUUGAAUGUCGUGAAGCGCUGCGAUGUAAUAUCAUACCGGCAAGUGGCAUUUUUAAGAACUUUUGUCAACAAAAAAGCAGAAAUCAUAAUAAACGUAAUAAAACAACUGAAAUGAAUAAGUAAAACAAAACCACCUUGGGGUUCCUUGGGGGCACUUCCAGCUAUCCUGCAGGGUCUGUAUGUGGUCUGAUAACAGAGUGGCCUGUCUUUUUAAAUAAAGAAACUUUGAACACAAGAACCUCUGGCCCUGGCCGCCCUGUUCCGCAGAUUGCAGCCUAAAGCGGGACAUCUAAUGGAUCGUCCCGCAGUUUUGCGCUUUUAACGAUUCAAACAAGUCUGUCUGCCCAAAUGUACAACGGAAAAAGAAGGGUUUAUGUGUUGUAUGUGUCAGUGUAAACGUAAAGUAAUGUAUUUCUCAGAGAAAAACACCCAUAAAGUUGUUCCCAAAACGCGGCUUUAUGCGCGGUAAGCAGGAAGAAGAUAAUGCAACAAUGCAAACGCACAACGCAUAACACAUUUCAUAAAUGGAAUCAAAUAAAUAAACGUUUUAUCCUUCGAAAGAAAAUGCAUUGAAGGAACGCAAAAAAACACACAAACCGAAAUUAAACCGAGACAAAUUCAGACAAGAUUCUAAAACAAUAGCUCACAUAAAAAACGGGAGAAAAGUUAUUAAUCACAAUAUCUCAUCUCUCUGGAGAAGUAAAUAUAUUGACAGAACUGUCGCCUCAUUUUCCCAACCUCCCGCGGUGUUGCUUCGUUCCAAAAGGCGACGAACUAUUAAGUGUUUUAACGACCGCCACGAAUUACAGCAGCAAGAUCAGCUUCUUUCAAUAAACCGAGAAUCCCUAACCCGAAAACUCUCCGCGUUGCGACCGUUGUUGGGAUCGUUGACGAAACGAGAACCGAAACAUAGCAUAAUCGCAGCACUCCUAUAUUUACUCCUAGAUAACAGAAAAAGCAAGCUAAUCGACAUGAAUUCCAUUUUCAGUAGGCAACUUUAAAAACCGCCAGCCAGGCCGGUAUCAGUUUCUCUUCCGUUUGCAACAUCGACGAAUGUGGUGCCGUUUCUUCAUCGGUUCAGGCAGGCGGUUUGCUGUUCGUUGAAUGUUUUGCGAUAGAUUUAAAAAUCACCCCCCUCACACACACACAACACACAUACACUCAGAUCCAUACACACAAACACAUAUUUCGAAAGGAAAGGGUAGCGAAAGGGUGUGCGAAACCACUUUUAACACUCCGAUUUUACGAAGCAGCAGCAAACGAAUGAAGAAUGAAAGCGAGAAAAGGAAAAGUGGUAUGACGAAUGCAAUGGAACUGGCUGCGUACUUUCCGUCACUAAUUGCCGUAAGCAACUGUGGUCGUCUCUCUUGUAUGUUUGAUGUUCUCAUCUCGAAAGUAAACCGAUUAUUGAUAGCACGUUAAGAAAUACUGAGUAGUAGAGUAUGCGAUGGCCGGCCCUGGAACAAACAUAGAAAAUCCGUUCGAUCCACGUUUGUAUGUGUGUUGUGUGUGUAUGAAGCGAGCUGUUUCGACAGAAAAGCAACACGAUGCACAUGCAAACACAUAAGCGUUUUCACUGUGAACUUCUGAAAAGGUUCAAUAAGUUACGGAAUAAAAGCGAAACAAAACAAAACAUGGUCGAACAUUCAAACAGUUGAAAUGCAACACUAGCCACCAGGUGUGUUAACCGUGUAGAGAAAAAGCCUCCUCCGAUUAUUGGACGUAAUGGAUUACCGGCAAAAGCACGGAAAGUGGAGCAUGAAAAUGUUACAAACGACAUACUACAAACACAAACACCGGUGGAUGUAAAUCUGGAAAUCUAGAAGCCAAGAACUGCAACAAAAAAAAACACAAAAGCAACACAGAAUGUAAAGGCCAAUAUAAAUUAGAUAAAUAUAUAUAUUAUAUACAAACAUACACAAAUUCACACAAGAACGACACGUUAAGUAACAUGAAGGAUUAGGGAGAAAAAGAUGAUGGAAAGUAGUUACUUAAAAAAUGAAACCAAGUCGUACACUCGAACUCGAACGAGAAGGAGGGACAGGCGAGAAGAUACUUAUACAGAUAUUCUUAGUAUUUAACAAUUAAACAAGCAAAACACAGUAACAAAAAACAGUUCAAAAUACGGACAGCGAUGCAUUUUCCAAUGCGACGUGUGUGUUGUCUUUUCAGUGUUUGACUUUGUUUUACACUGCUCUUUUUUGCAAUGCGUUUUUGCUUUGGUAUCUGAUAUUUGAGUUUGAUUACAAUAUACCAGGUGUUUGGAAUUGGAAAAUAACCACAAAGCUGGUGUAACGAUGUGGUAAAACAAUAUUUUUAAAUUACUUUUUUAGACCUCCUCUUUCACACCCACAGUCAACGCGUAAUUGCAUUACACCAUUUUAACGAUGAUCAGGCCCCUUUGGUUGCGUCUACUCGAUUACUCUCCAUUAGAUUGGGCCACAAUGGGAAUAAAUUAUAUAGAAGAAAAAGAAAAGAAAUACAAUAACUGUAGCAUAAACAAUAGAUCCAUAAUACACUCACACACACUACCAGAGAGAUAGAGCGAAAGACCGUCGAGCGUCAGCAGCCACAGCAACAGCAGCAGAAACAUGAAAAUUUCAAAUAUCAAAUUUCUUAAUAAAACAUAUUCUUUUGUGAUAUGUUGUACA
Messenger RNA from Anopheles merus, 4609 nucleotides. RefSeq lists its product as uncharacterized. Gene Ontology annotation, biological process: mesoderm morphogenesis. The transcript has 6 exons. The record is from RefSeq and is a predicted model, not a curated record. The coding region runs from base 299 to 1054 and encodes 251 amino acids. NCBI's taxonomy places the organism in Eukaryota, Metazoa, Arthropoda, Insecta, Diptera, Culicidae. Gene Ontology annotation, molecular function: growth factor activity; heparin binding. Gene Ontology annotation, cellular component: extracellular region.